Molecule: messenger RNA, 501 nt
Organism: Striga hermonthica
Lineage: Eukaryota; Viridiplantae; Streptophyta; Magnoliopsida; Lamiales; Orobanchaceae
Source: the annotation of a GenBank genome assembly
GAUCCAUUCAUAUGCCGCUUUUGUGAUCGACUGGCAGAAAACGAGUCUCUGGUUCAGACAGCAAAACAACUUUUGGAGGCACUAAAAGAUUCUACGACACUCGAGAAUGGCUCUCUCAAUGAUGCUGCAGUUAAGCAUUUCACUCUAGUGUGGAAAACGUGGAGAAAUGAAUAUUUCAGGCUGGCGCUUCAUGAUCUUAUUUGCGAGCGGGAAUCUGUUGUGACCACUGUCAUAGAAGAACUUUCCGAUGGAGUUGAAGAUGAAGAUAUUGGACAACGGAUGUGUCGUAUGAAGAGACAUAAACCUUUCAAACACAUUUUAAAAGCUACCAACCCUCCUGCAACAAUGAUGAAGGGGCUUUUAAUUAUAUUAAUUGGGUAUUGGAGUUACAAAAUGCUGCCUGGGGAGUUAGAUAAUGUACCAGAAGAAAAUAUAGUUGAUAUGGUAGAAGAAAAGGCUGAUGAUGACGAAGAUGAAAACGAUCGGUGGGAUCGUUUUGAG